AUGGUUGCUUGUUUUUUAACAAGGGGAGACUUAUGGAUUUCUUGGGAAGAAGGAGCUAAAGUAUUUGAAAAUUACCUUCUUGACUAUGACUGGUCAUUAAAUGCUGGUAAUUGGAUGUGGCUGUCUGCAUCUGCUUUCUUUUAUAAAUAUUUUAGAGUUUACAGCCCUGUUGCAUUUGGCAAGAAAACCGAUAAAGAUGGCUUGUACAUUAGAAAGUAUGUUCCAGAGUUAAAAAAAUAUCCAAGUGAUUAUAUUUAUGAGCCAUGGAAGGCACCUAAAUCUAUACAAACUAAAGCUGGGUGUAUAGUAGGUAUUGGGUAUCCAAAACGUAUUGUUGAUCAUGACAAAAUUCAUAAAGAAAAUAUACAAAAAAUGUCCUUAGCCUAUAAGAAUAAUAGAGAGAAGAAAGCUAUGAAGAGACCAAGGUCAUAA
Molecule: messenger RNA, 432 nt
Organism: Parnassius mnemosyne (clouded apollo)
Lineage: Eukaryota; Metazoa; Arthropoda; Insecta; Lepidoptera; Papilionidae
Source: the annotation of a GenBank genome assembly